AGUUCAGGAGAUCAGAGGAGGCAGAGCAGCAGUCGCCUCCUCUUCUGGGAAACCAGAUGAACCUCUUCAAAGUGAUAAUGUAAACAGCUCUGCAGCAACUGGUGGAACUGAGGGAGUUUGGGGCAAAACGUGAGGAAUUCUCCGGCAGGAGAAGUGUGAGGGGAAAAAAACCACCGGCAGUAUCCCAGACAAAGAGCGAGGAGGAGGAGGAGGCCGCAAGGUGAGGCGAUGAGUGCUGUGGAGGUGAGGCCGUCCCCGGGGUCCCUGACCCUGCCCCUGUCCAGCAGCGACCCCAAGGAGCGCUACCUGGCACACCUGGAGGAGAGGACCAUGUCCCCGGACCUGAGGGAGGACUUCAACAUGAUGGGGCAGAAGAAGAGGGUCACGCAGAUCCUGCAGAGUCCAGUGUUUAAAGACGAGCUGGAAGGCCUGAUCCAGGACCAGAUGACGAAAGGCGACAACCCCACAGGUCUCCUGGCCCUGAGGCAGAUCGCAGACCUGGUCAUGGCCAGCACCUUGGGAGGGGUGGGCCCUUUGACCUCGCCCGUCAGCCUCGGGAUGGUGAGUCCCAUCAACGACUUGUACGGCAUCGAGUCGGCCUCGUUUGCUAAGGGGGAGAAACUGGGUCGCUGCAGGCUGGCCAGCCUCUACCGGCUUGUUGACCUGUUCAGCUGGGCUCGUUUUACAAGCUCCUACAUCACCGUGCGUGUCAGUACAGAGCAGGACCAUAUUCUUAUCAGUCCACGAGGUCUGUCUUUCGCUGAGGUCACGGCAGCGAAUUUGGUGAAGGUGAACAUAAUCGGUGAAGUGGUGGACCAGGGUUGCACCGAUCUGGCGAUUGACCACUUUGGAUUUACGCCUCACGCUGCCAUUUACUCCAUGCGCCCGAACAUGAGAUGCAUCAUCCACAUCCACUCCCCUGCCACGGCUGCUGUGUCCUCGAUGAAAUGUGGAAUCCUGCCCAUUUCCCAGGAGGCUUUGCUUCUGGGAGACGUGAGCUGCUUCGGUUACCAUGGCAGCCUGGAUAAUAAAGAGGAGAAGGUGGAGUUUCAGAAAGCUCUGGGCCCAACUGCCAAGGUGAUGAUCCUGAGAAACCACGGGCUGCUCGCUAUGGGAGAAACAGUCGAAGAAGCUUUUCACUACGUGUACCAUGCACAGCAAGCCUGUGAAAUCCAGGUGAGUGCGUUGGGCUGUUCCUGCGGCGUGGACAACCUCCUGCUGCUCGACCGCGAGAAGUUCAAACCCCUGACCCACCGAGUGGCCGCUGCCGGGAUUGUGAUGGACCGUGAGGUCAAGUGGAAAGUGGGCGAGGCCAAGUUCGAGUCCCUCAUGAGGAUGCUGGACAACCUGGGAUACAGAACAGGCUACGCUUACAAGAACCCCAUAGUCCGUGAAAAGCCGCGCUCCAAGAACGACGUGGAGAGCCCUGCCACGGUGUCGGCUGUUUCCCUGGAGGACGGCGAGCGCAGCCCCUUCAAGUUUAUGGCGCACAAACAGCAGAGAGAACGCACCCGUUGGCUCAACUCGCCCAACAGCUACUUGAGGGUCAAUGUUCCUGAACAUUCGCCCAGCGGGGACGUCAGCCCCAGGACCAAAACCACGUGGAUGAAGUCUUCACAGCCAGGCAACAGCGUGGGCACCUCGAUAAAGAUUGAGGACCCCAACCAGUUUGUCCCACUCAACACUAAUCCCACAGAGGUGCAGGAUAAGAGGAACCGGAUAAAGGAGCAGCACCGAGGGGACCAGAUGACCUCCGGACCAAAGUCUCAGUUACUAGCAGACAUUGUUGUGGACACCAUCCCAGGACCAGCCUUCAUCGUUGAGGAUGAGGAGCACACCCGCUCGCUGCCUCCCAACCCCUUCAGUGAUCUGUCGGAGAAGGUGCUGGAGGAGUACAAGAGCCUGGUGGAGAGAAGGCAGCAAGGACAAGAAGAAGAUGAUGAUGCCACUGACGCAGAUGAGAUGACCACGUUUGAUGGCUCCACCAUCUCCCUCUCCAUCUCCCCCUUAAUGACGCCAGUCAAACAAGACUCAAUACCCAACGGGAAAGACCACUUGUCAGAGCUGGAGGAGGAUCUGAGCCUCGAGGUAUCCAAGCUGAGUGUGAGCUCAGUGGAAAUCUCCAUAACGACAAAGGAGAAGAUGGGGGACGGAGCUCAGACCCCGGAGAGCCAAAGCAAGUCGCCCAUGAAAAAGAAGAAGAAGUUCCGUACGCCGUCAUUCUUGAGAAAGAGCAAGAAGAAGAAGGAGGAGAAAGAAAAAACAGAAGCCUGAGUCUUCACUGUAAAAUAUGUGUCUUGUUCGGAUAGGGUCUGAAUUGCCUUCUUAAUUUUCAAGUGAAAUAGGAGAAAUGACUAUUAUUGAGUCAGGAAAUCUUCCCUCAUCCACAGCUAUUAUUAUAUCACAUGAUUUUGUUUGUUUUUAAUGUGAGAAUUUGUGAUUGACCACUCCUGAAGGGCUCUGCAAAAAGAAAACCAACAGAAGAAGAAUGCUUAUCUUCAUAUCGUUUUUAUGUUACUACCCAUAUUUUUAAUGGGUUAAAAAAAACAGGUAUCGUAGGACACAAGGUUUUUGAACGCUGCAGAUUUGGGGCCUUUUAUUAGUUUUUCUCUUUGCACAUGUUCAUUGUUGAAUGUAUACUGAAAGCUAACAAGAAAUUGUCUAACAAUUUUAAAAUAAUGUAAUAAUCACACUUUUUGUGUAACAGUGGCUGGAUAUACUAAGACUAUACAACAUUUAGCCUUAUAAGAAGUACGAUUUCUAUCUGAACAUACUCAUAGCUAUACUAUCUUGUAAUAAUACAUGUGUUUAUAUUACAGGUAUUACAGUAGUGUUUUGAUAGGUGAAUAAAUGAUUUGAAAGUCUUUACAUAUUUACAUUAUAAACUAACUCGUACUAAACAUGCUGUGAUUGAAGAUACAGUAAUAAUCCAAGUUCUUGUACGUCGGUGGUGUUGUUGCCAUGGUUGCUGCUUUAUUGUAAAAGUGAUGAGGAGUUGACUGACAGACGGGAGGAGCUCUGCAAAGUAAGGCUUGAUGUGUGUGAGUGAUAAUAUUACAGAAGAGACAGAUAAUCACUGCUCGUUCGGACACUGUCUUGAAAGUGCCAAGUCUGAAUCACAGAACGUUGAAUGUGACGGAUGCUUUUUUUCAUUUUUAUUUUUGUCCGAAUAGUCAAUUGAUGGUGAUUCGCCGUAAAAAGCUUUUUCUUCGUAGCCACUGUCAAGAGUUUGAUAUAAAGUAUAAUUAGAGGACUCUAAAUAUAUUUACAUCCCAGUCAAUAAUGUGAAUGAUCUGUUUUUGACCCAAGGGGAGUGAACUCUUUGCCUUUGUAAAUAGUUUGUUUUUGUGACGCUACACCAAAUGUUCAAAACAUAGAAAUGUGACAGUACAAUCUAAUUACAAAACCUAACUCGUCUUCUUUUUUUUUUUUUUUUUAUCAUGUUUUUAUUUUAUCCACCCUAAUUAAGCUCCUUAUUGACUGAACACGCACUGCGAGUUGUGUUUACGAGCCGUGUUGUGUAACGUGUGUGCCUGGUGCUUGUAUUUCCUCUGUUUACGACCUGUUUUUUCUUUCUUUACAUGACCGUCACCUUGUCGCAAAGUCAGUUCUUCUAAAACUGCCAUUCAACACUAAGCUGGGACGUGUUUCCAUCACUCUAUUAUUGCUUAUUGAAACAAAUAUUUGAUGUUAUUGCCACCUAUAUCCACUCAAACAUACUUUUGAACGCAAGCAGGUUUUUGACGUUGUUGUGUACUUUGCAUUUAUUUCACACGCUACAUUUCAUUCUGCUCUGCUGUGUGUUUAGAUGAUUAUAUCCAUUUCUAACAAACGCGAGUAUGAAAUAAAAGCUUUCUAGAUAA
Limanda limanda (common dab) is the source of this 3863-nucleotide messenger RNA. RefSeq names its product adducin 3 (gamma) b (gene add3b). Lineage: Eukaryota; Metazoa; Chordata; Actinopteri; Pleuronectiformes; Pleuronectidae. The transcript has 15 exons. Gene Ontology annotation, molecular function: actin filament binding. The coding region runs from base 229 to 2274 and encodes 681 amino acids. Gene Ontology annotation, cellular component: postsynaptic density; cytoskeleton; plasma membrane. The record is from RefSeq and is a predicted model, not a curated record. Gene Ontology annotation, biological process: barbed-end actin filament capping.